CCAUUUUUCACCAAACUCUCCAAAUUCUUUCAAAGUGAUGAAUUUGCCACCACCACUACCACCAUCAUCAUCCUCAGACUCAGACGACGAGUUAAUGAAGUUACUCUUUGACUCAGACUCAGAUUCAGACUUAAUAGACGAGUUAUUCAUUCGUACAGUAGCGGUCGCAGCCCAACUUAUAAUCGAAGAUGAACAACAAUCUAGAAGAAGACUUCCAACUAACCGAAAACCUACAAACAAUCUUCUAAAGAGAGAGCGUGAACCGGAGCUUCCGGAAGUAGAAGCUUCUAGAAGAGCCAUUGCAGAGAACUGUAUCGGAAAGAAGAUUAUACGAUCUGUUGUUUCUGACGACGAUGCUUACGUCAUCGACGGUGUUUCACGUUCCGAUUUUGAAGCAUCCCUCACCGGAAAAACAAUCGUCGGAGCUCAUCGUAAGGGGAAGUGUUUGUGGAUUGAGCUUGAUUCUCCUCCUUUUCCGUUGUUUCAGUUUGGAAGGGAGGGUGCUAUUUAUAUCAAAGGUGUCGAUGUAACGAAGUAUAAAAGGUCAGCAGUUAGAGAUACAGACACAGACGAGUGGCCUUUCGAAUGUUCAAAAUUAUUUAUAGAACUAGACAAUGGUUUGGAGCUAUCGUUUAACGCCACAAGGCAAUCUGCAAAAGUCCGCUUACUUGAAAAUCCGGCUACUGUGGCCCCGAUAUCUGAACUUGGUCCAGAUGCCUUUUUGGAGCCAAUGACAAUAGAUGAACUUUUUGACGCACUGAGCAAGAAGAAGGUUGCCAUAAAGACUCUCUUACUCGAUCAGAGCUUUAUUUCAGGUAUCGGCGAUUGGAUUGCAGAUGAAGUUCUAUACCAGGCAAAAAUCCAUCCACUUCAGGCUGCCGCCAGCAUUCCUAAAGAAGCAUGCGCAGCAUUGCACAUGUCCCUUAAAGAGGUUAUUGAGCAUUCAGUUGAAGUUGAUGCGGUCAGCAGUCAUUUUCCGGUUGAAUGGUUAAUCCAUUAUAGAUGGUGCAAAAAACCUGGAAAAAUAAAUGGAAUGACGAUCGAGUUUAUCAACGCUGGAGGCAGGGUACGUCUAUUCAAAUCGGUUUUACCUAUCAAUCAUGUUUUGAUUGAAUAUAUGAGACAACUGCGUACGUACCCGAGUUACAAAAGCUAACUGGAGACCAAGCAGUCAAAGCAGCGGUCAAACCACCAAAGAAGUCUCGCAAUAAGAACAUUGACGAAGCAGAAAGCGAGAGUGAAGAAAUUGCAAAACCAAAAGGAGGGUGGAAAACAACCCAAAGUGGAGCUAAGAAGCUUCCUGCAAAACGCAAGCUUGACACAAGCGAUGACGACGACACAAGUGAUGACUAUGGUGAUCUAAACUUAAGCGAUGAUAAUGUUGAAGUUGAAGCGAGCCAUCCACCCGGUAGAGAUAAAUCAAAAAAGAAGCCAUCGAAUUCAUCUAGUUCGGGUGAGGACUAUACCGAACAUUUAUCCAAGCUAAAUGAACAUAUCGUUGCAUUCAAAAAAAUUCAACAAGAAAUGCUCGAGUUAAAAAGAGAAAGCUCGAAAAUAAGAGAAGAAAGAAAGCGUCUUUUCAAGAAAAAUUGAAUUUGAAAAAGGAGAAAGAUUUGGCGAAAGAAAAACGAUACGAUUUGAAAUUACUCGCUAUGAACAUUGAUCACCUUGCUGGACCCGAAAGACAAAUGUAUGAGGAAAUGAAAAAACAAAUCAGGGAAAAAUGUAGCCUUAGUUAGACUACAUGGUUUUUUAAUGUCUUUUAAUUAUGUUUUAGAGUAAACUGCCAAAAUGGUUCCUGAGGUUUGGUCA
Molecule: messenger RNA, 1812 nt
Organism: Helianthus annuus (common sunflower)
Lineage: Eukaryota; Viridiplantae; Streptophyta; Magnoliopsida; Asterales; Asteraceae
Product: formamidopyrimidine-DNA glycosylase
Exons: 10
Coding region: 38-1156 (372 amino acids)
Biological process (GO): base-excision repair
Cellular component (GO): nucleus
Molecular function (GO): damaged DNA binding; DNA N-glycosylase activity; zinc ion binding
Source: RefSeq, a predicted model, not a curated record